Molecule: messenger RNA, 1867 nt
Organism: Rhipicephalus sanguineus (brown dog tick)
Lineage: Eukaryota; Metazoa; Arthropoda; Arachnida; Ixodida; Ixodidae
Product: kelch-like protein 10
Exons: 8
Coding region: 11-1804 (597 amino acids)
Molecular function (GO): protein binding
Source: RefSeq, a predicted model, not a curated record
AGAUGAUCUGAUGCCCGAGGUGCGACAGGCCAUGUGGGACAUGCGACGCGCGGGCACGCUCUGCGACGGCCUGCUCAAGACGGACGACGGAGGAGAGUUCGCGGUCCACAAGGUCAUCAUGGCCAGCUGCAGCGAGUACUUCAGGGCACUGUUCGGUUGUCGUAAGAACAAGGCAGGCCGUUGCGAAGUUUUGGUUCCCGGAGUUCUGAAGCAGACCAUGGCCAUCAUCGUGGAGUUCGCGUACAAGCGCAUUACGUGGGUGGGCUGCGACAACGUCGAGAGCCUGCUGGAGGCCGCUGACUACCUCUGCGUCAUGGGAAUAAUCAAGGACUGCUGUGACUUCCUUGUCUCAAUCAUGACUCCCGAAAACUGCAUCUCCAUACACAACGUCGCCAAGCUGUACAACUGUUCCGACCUCGCUACGAAAGCUUACAAUUAUCUGAUGCAGAACUUCAUCGAAGUGGCCGAGCGAAGUGAGGAGCUGCUCCACCUGGAGGUAGGCGAGCUGGAGGCCAUAAUGUCGGACGAGAACCUGAACGUCAUCAAGGAGGAGACCGUGUGGAAAGCCGUGAUUCGCUGGAUCGACUUCGACCGCGACAACAGGAAGCAGUACAUCUCCCGCCUGUUCAAGUGCGUUCGCACGGGACUCGUGGAUACGGACUUCUUCGUCGAGAAGAUCAAGGCGUGCAAAUACGUGGCCGAGGACGAGGCUUGCAAGCCCCUGGUCAUAGAGACGCUGCGUUUCCUCUACGAUCUGGACGUCAUGGUGCACAACGAGGAGGUGCCAACGCCCCUGUUCGCCCGGCCACGCAUUCCGCACGAGAUGAUGUUCGUGAUUGGCGGCUGGAUGGGCGGUGGGCCGACGGCCUUCGUCGAGACCUACGACACGAAGGCCGACCGAUGGAUUGACGUAGACAUCGCCGACCCUCUAGGACCCCGCGCAUACCACAAGUGCGCAGUGGUCGGCUACGAGAUCUACGUCAUCGGAGGAUUCAACGGCGAAGACUACUUCAGCAGUGUGCGAUGCUUCAACGCUCACACGAAGGAGUGGCGCUCUGUGACGCCCAUGCACGUCAAGAGGUGCUACGUCAGCGUGGCCGUGCUGGACGAAAUCAUCUAUGCCAUGGGCGGGUACGACGGUCGGCACAGACAAAACACGGCGGAGAAGUUUGACCACCGUACAAACCAGUGGACCAUGAUUGCGCCCAUGCACAUGCAACGCAGCGACGCGUGCGCCACCACGCACGGCGGCUACGUGUACGUGACGGGCGGCUUCAGCGGCAGCGAGUGCCUCAGCUCGGCCGAGAGGUACGACCCGGGGCCAGGCCAGUGGACCAUAAUCGCGACCAUGCGGUUCCGUCGAAGCGGCGUCGGCUGCAUCGGAUUCCGCGACUGCAUUUAUGCCGUCGGUGGUUUUAACGGGUCCUCGAGGCUGUGUUCGGCGGAGAAGUACAACCCGGAGACCAACAUCUGGGUGACACUGCCCAACAUGAACUCGCCGAGGAGCAACUUCGCCGUUGCCGUCAUCGACAACCUCGUGUUCGCCAUCGGCGGCUUCAACGGCGAGAGCACGACAAACCUCGCCGAGUGCUACGACCCCGUCACCGACCAGUGGUACGAGGCCACGGACAUGACCGAGGCCCGGUCGGCCCUUGCCGCCUGCGUCAUUUCCGGCCUGCCCAACAUCCGCGACUACGUCCACCAGCGCCGCGACAACCUGAUGGAGGAGAAGCGCCAGAAGAUGCUCGAGAUCCUCAGGCAGCGCUCCGGUCACCACACGCGGGAUAGCAACAGGAACGACUAGAAAUGCUGGAAGAGGACCGCGGCGUUAGUGUGGGCCCUACGGAGCGUAAAAUUAAUGGUCGAC